Messenger RNA from Racocetra fulgida, 414 nucleotides. NCBI's taxonomy places the organism in Eukaryota, Fungi, Glomeromycota, Glomeromycetes, Diversisporales, Gigasporaceae. The record is from the annotation of a GenBank genome assembly.
AUGGAUACAGUAGGUAAAAUGUUAUGGAAAAUUUUUUCUACCGGUAAUAAUGAACCAGAUGAUCAAGAAUUUAUGAUAACUGUCAAAGUCCACAAUAAAGCAUCACUAUCAUUUAAAUUAUUAUUACCUAACAAGAAUCUUGCAGAAAUCCGAAAUCUGCUUAUGAAAAGAAAUGUUACUUUCAGGAUGGGGACAAAUUGUUAUUUUUCAAACGAAUUUCAUAUAAUUCCACGUGAAGAUGAGAUUAAUUAUAAAUUGAAAGACAUUUUACAAGAAAACAUUUUGAAUAUCAUUCCAACAUCUGACCCUGAUUGGUCACAACUGAUCGAUAUGUGUGAUCAUGGAUUUAAAAUUGGAGAGAAUGGCGUCGAAAAAGCGCGUAACAAAGCAUUUGAGAUAGAUACAAAUAAAAUC